AUACACAUCCAAGCAGAGCAAGCACCGCGGACACCGUGGUGCCUGACGAGAAAGUUUUCAGUCACUGACUUAGCAGAAGUGUGGAUACAACGAGAGAAGCCUUCUGAGCAGAUUCACUCAUUAUCCUUCCGCUUCUUCAGUAGAAAGUAAAUAGUUCCCUGGGUCGAGACUGUGCGCGCUCAGUUCAAGUUCGGAACUUUUUUCUCUGUACGCACAGAUUUUUUGGGACGUUUUUGGGAACCAGACGCCUUUUUCUUUCUCAGCUGACAAACCAGGAAGAAAGAAGAACAGAGAGUUGUUUUGUAAGAGACUUUUCUUAAUUGUUUUUGGUUUCUCUUCUAUGUCUACCAAGAUGGAAACUACUUUUUAUGACGACUCACUCAACGCUUUCUCCCAGCAUGACAACACGGGCUACGGAUACAAAGCACUGAAACACAACAUGACACUGAACCUCGGCGACCCGACCGGGACCCUCAAGCCUCAUCUCCGGGGGAAAGCCGGCGACAUCCUGACCUCUCCGGACGUGGGGCUGCUGAAGCUGGCAUCUCCGGAGCUGGAGAGGCUCAUCAUCCAGUCCAGCAACGGCCUCAUCACCACCACCCCGACCCCGACCCAGUUCCUCUGCCCGAAGAAUGUCACCGACGAGCAGGAGGGCUUCGCGGAGGGUUUCGUGCGCGCUUUGGCGGAGCUCCAUCACCAGCACAUGCCCGCCACCACCAAUGUGAGUGUAACCUCAGCCCCCCAGACCAGUGUCAACACCGCCCUGCCACCUGUUUCAUCCGUCGCCGGUGCCACGGGUUACAACAACAGCGCGGCCACCAUGCGCUCUGAUUCACCGGUGUACGAGGACUUGAACACUUUCAACCCGGCCAUCAGCACCGUCUCGGCGCCCAAUUACACGACCUCAGCCCCCACCAUGUCCUUCUCCACUGCCCCGCCACAGCUCCCCAUCUACGGGCAGCCCUCCGGCCCCCUCUCGCGCAUCUCGGCGCUCAAAGAGGAGCCGCAGACCGUCCCGGAGAUGCCGGGGGAGACGCCUCCUCUGUCCCCGAUCGACAUGGAGAGCCAGGAGCGCAUCAAGGCCGAGAGGAAGCGGAUGAGAAACCGCAUCGCCGCUUCCAAAUGCCGGAAGAGGAAACUGGAGCGGAUCUCGAGGCUGGAGGAGAAAGUGAAGACCCUCAAGUCCCAGAACUCAGAGCUCGCAUCCACCGCCAACAUGCUGCGCGAGCAGGUGGCCCAGCUGAAGCAGAAGGUGAUGAACCACGUCAACAGCGGGUGCCAGCUUAUGCUAACGCAGCAGCUCCAGACCUUCUGAGGGGGGUAGACUGUGCCGGAGAGGAAGAGACUGUGGUUGAACGAGACGGACACUUCUUAUGAUAGUGAGUGGCUGUGUCUCCCGAAAUCGUGACAGGAUUUGGGAUGAUGUGGCGCGAGACUGGCAGGACCGGGGACCGGCACUUUUCCUGUAGUGCCAUGCGCUCCCCGGUGGCGCGUCCCAGAGAGGGGCUCUGGACAGGGACACAACUCACGACCCAGAGGGGAGACGGCAACAAGCAGGAUAACUUUCUGUUUUGUUUAAAUGCUGUUUUUUUUUUAUACAGAUCAGGACAGGGCUAAACUUUUGUUGCUUUCCACCCAUCUCUGCAUGGACCUGAUCACGACCAUCACAGAAGAAAUUCAGUAUUAGAGGAUUUAAGAACCUGCAAUAGAGACUCUCUUUGCUGUAGCCAUAUGGCGUCAAACUUUGGCGUGCUGGCCAACUCUAAAAAGCUGAAAAAGUUGUAACAAAAGCUGCCUGACUUCUGAGUUAUAGUACAACGUACUUUUUCUUAAUUGUAAGAAAUUGUUAAGUUAGAAAAGCUUCAAGAUUUACUUGUUUCUUUCUAAAGUUGUUUAAUGGGGUUUCACUCAUUGUUAUAUGUAUAUAAGAUCAACUUGGAGUACUUAUGUUUACCAUUUGUAAUAAGAAUACUGUAUAAUUUUUUAUGUUUGUUUUCUGAGCACUUCAGAAACUAAUCAAUAUUUAAGAAAAUAAACUAAAUAAAAUGAA
Molecule: messenger RNA, 2050 nt
Organism: Myripristis murdjan (pinecone soldierfish)
Lineage: Eukaryota; Metazoa; Chordata; Actinopteri; Holocentriformes; Holocentridae
Gene: jun
Product: Jun proto-oncogene, AP-1 transcription factor subunit
Exons: 1
Coding region: 341-1315 (324 amino acids)
Biological process (GO): regulation of transcription by RNA polymerase II; regulation of cell cycle; regulation of cell population proliferation
Cellular component (GO): transcription regulator complex
Molecular function (GO): DNA-binding transcription factor activity, RNA polymerase II-specific; RNA polymerase II cis-regulatory region sequence-specific DNA binding; transcription factor binding
Source: RefSeq, a predicted model, not a curated record